This is a messenger RNA of Biomphalaria glabrata, 1362 nucleotides long. RefSeq lists its product as uncharacterized. The record is from RefSeq and is a predicted model, not a curated record. NCBI's taxonomy places the organism in Eukaryota, Metazoa, Mollusca, Gastropoda, Planorbidae. The coding region runs from base 131 to 976 and encodes 281 amino acids. The transcript has 6 exons.
GAGAAAUAUUUUGUUUCUCUACAUGUUCAGGUAGCUAUUAAUUUUUCUAAAAAAAUUUUUUUAUACAAAUACUCGUCAUCUUUCCAGAAAGCGGACGCACAAUUCUUAAAGAGUUCAUUGCAAACUUAAGAUGAAAUCGUAUAAGAACAAAUGUCCAGUACGCCUGCAAUCGGUUUUAACAAUCUUCUCUCUAAUCAUCACUCAAGGUGGCGGUGUGCAUGGCCAGGACAUCGUUAUUAAGCCAUACAAGCAAUCUGAAAGUAAAACCAAGUGUCAUUAUGGGCUUAUUAGUGGCAUUGACACAAUAGUCAUGAAGGCUUCAGUUACAUAUUGGAACAGUAACCAUGAAUAUGCUCUAAAUGUUCAAAUGUUUAUAACUAAAGACAAUAAUACUUUAAAGCAUUACUCUGUUGACUUGAAGAAACAUUGUAACAAAGGGAAUAACUUAAAUGAAGGAUGUUUCUGUGAAAGUCUUCAGAAAGAAGUUUACACUGUGACUUGCAGAAUCUACGCUACGACGGAGUUGAGUGAAGCCGAAUUGCAUGGUGUCCUUUAUACAUAUACCAAAUCUAAAAUCAGAAGUAAUGUAGAGAAGUUACCCAAGGUUUACGGUAAUAUUUCAAAAAUAAGGAUUACGGUCAAUGAUGAAUAUAUUCAGAACAAGAACAGCUGCUCUUUUUUAAUGGAUAGCCAGAAACCUUCUAUAUUUUUCUGCUGCGACGACGCUCCAUGGCCGUGUGAAACGUUUAUUUAUAGUAAAGGAAUCAGGAUGGCUCAAAAGAAUCAUUGUGUCACAUACACAAGCAACGAAACUCCAGAAUCAAAGUACACUCUAGGUUAUAAAGUCUGUAAUAUCGAAAAGACUUCAGAAUCUUUUAUCUGUUAUGUUUCUAAUGCAUACUCGAAAAGAUUUUGUUCAGCUCAACUGAUAUUAAUCUUGGCUUUGAGCAUUGUCUUUCCUGGAAUGUAUUUAUAAUGGUUGAUCAGAUAUUCAAGUUCUUUGGGCAUUUUUAAACACUUUCUUUUAAAAACAAUUUAAUCCACCCAAAUAUGUACAAACAUUUAAAAUUUAGUUUAAAAAGAAUGUGUGCACUGAUUAAUUAUGAUGCAAUUACGUGUGCAUUUUUAGAUUUUGUUAGUCUUUUUAAUAAAGAUGCCCUUUUUAUCAUCCCUCUAUAUUCGACAACUCCUUUAGGCACCACAUUGUAACAAAAUUUUAACACAGAUUACAAUGUGAAUAAAAGGCCUAUUACAUUGUAACACAUUAGUAUGUAAUUCUAUAUCUAUCUAUAUCUAUCUUCUAUCUAUCUAUCUAUCUAUCUAUCUAUAUAUAUAUAUAUAUAUAUAUAUAUAUAUAUAUAU